UCAGUGACGGAGGGAGAUUCUGUCACUCUAAAUCCUGAUCUUACUGAAAUACAGAAAAUGGAUUUGAUUAUGUGGAAAUUUGGACCUAAAGACAUUAUCAUCGCUCAAAUCAACAAAAAGAAGAGCACGGUUCAUGAUAAUAAUGCUGAUGGGAGAUUCAGAGACAGACUGAAGCUGGAUCAGACUGGAUCUCUGAUCAUCACAAACACCACAAUCACAGACUCUGGAGAAUAUAAAGUAUACAUAAAAACAGAGACGCCGCUCAACACAUUCAAUCUUACUGUCUAUGCUCAUCUGUUCAUUCCUGUCAUCAGCAGAGACAUUUCACAAUGUUCAUCAUCAUCAUCAUCAUCUUCAUCACAGCAGAAUUGUUCACUGCUGUGUUCAGUGGUGAAUGUGAGUCAUGUGACUCUCUCCUGGUACAAAGGAAACAGUUUAUUGUCCAGCAUCAGUGUGUCUGAUCUCAGCAUCAGUCUCUCUCUACCUCUGGAGGUGGAAUAUCAGGAUAAUAACACCUACAGCUGUUUAGUGAACAAUCCCAUCAGCAACCAGACCACACAUCUGGACAUCAGUGAACAUUGUCACGUGUGUCCAGUUCAGACCUGUGAUGUGGAGAUCACUUACGCUGAUCCAACGUUCUACACAAGAAAACCACAGAAAUCAAGAGUUAAAGAGGAAGAUGAGGUGGUGUAUGCAGGUGUCACAAAUCUGAAAUGUCUGCAGACUGCUGUGUGCACUGAGGAUGGAGAAGAUGGAGUGUCAUGGGUGAAAUGCUCCAUCACUGCAUCUCCUCUUGUUUUCUCAUCAGGACCAGCUGCUGCUGUGGUCUCUUCAUCUUCAGUGACCCAAGAGCCAGCGAGAGCAUCUAGAGAAAAACCAAAAGACACUGAGGAUGUGACUUUGGUCAAGGUCUUCAUCAUGGUCUUCUUCAUCCUCUCUGUGCACUCAGACAAGGACUUGAUGUCCCUCUCUCAUCACGAUCAGAUUCAGUCUGACUGCAGCAGUGAGGGACCUGAUGGACAGAUGUGGGUUCACCGUCUGUAA
Molecule: messenger RNA, 1044 nt
Organism: Carassius auratus (goldfish)
Lineage: Eukaryota; Metazoa; Chordata; Actinopteri; Cypriniformes; Cyprinidae
Product: CD48 antigen-like
Exons: 6
Source: RefSeq, a predicted model, not a curated record